Cyphellophora europaea CBS 101466 is the source of this 1617-nucleotide messenger RNA. RefSeq lists its product as uncharacterized. Gene Ontology annotation, molecular function: protein binding. Gene Ontology annotation, cellular component: SCF ubiquitin ligase complex. The record is from RefSeq and is a predicted model, not a curated record. The coding region runs from base 1 to 1617 and encodes 538 amino acids. Lineage: Eukaryota; Fungi; Ascomycota; Eurotiomycetes; Chaetothyriales; Cyphellophoraceae. Gene Ontology annotation, biological process: SCF-dependent proteasomal ubiquitin-dependent protein catabolic process. The transcript has a single exon.
AUGGCUGACACAGCAUCCGAGCUUGAGCAGUUUAGACAGCAGUGGAAGCAGGAGGUGAGUGCCAAGACAAGAAAGCCGGAGAAUCAAUCGGCUGCGUCCUCAAUUCCUUCAAGUGCCAGGAGACCAAGUGAAUCGAGACUGGAACGACCCUCAAAUAAACCGCCCACUCGCCACCCUGUUGCAGAUAUACGGGACGAGUCCGACCAUGAUAGUGGAUCAGAACAGACAGACGCACCCUCCCGGCUAACUGGACGGGUCGAUCGGUUGAACUUGGACGAUGCUGAUCGGGAUGAAUUCACCGCCAAAUCUACAAAGGUGCCGGAAACGGCUCUCGAACACUUCGAGCGGGCGGUGGAGAAAGAAGGCCAGGGCAACCUCGGUGAAAGCCUGACUCAUUACCGGAAAGCCUACAAGCUGGAUUUCAAAGUCGACCAGAGCUACAAAGACAAGCACUUUGCCCAUCGAUGGAAACAGCCUAACCCGAAUCCAUCUAAUGCCCCUACGACGGUCCCCAAUCCCGCCCAUCACUCCUCCACUGACGCCGGCGAAGUUCUGCCUACUCCAGAACUUAUACAGACCUUCGCCGGCUUGCGCAUACAGGGCUCUCCACCCAUUAUCCAGGGCGACAUCCCGCCGCCGUGCCCGAUCGCGAAGCUGCCCGCUGAGGUCAUGGUCGAGAUGCUCCAAAUCAUAGGAACGAAGGACCCUGCUUUACUUGCCAGAUUGUCUUUGGUUUGCAAGAGCCUUGCCUAUCAUAUCCAUUCCGAGAAUUCGAUCUGGAGGCAUUUGGCACUCGGUCCCCACUUUGGCUUCGCGUCACAGCAAUAUCAGUUUGCCACCGACCUUCAAGGUCGCGAGCUCAUCUUCUCCACGCUGGAGGACGAGGAAGAUCCUCUGCCGCCCAUUACUGAGACUUCAUUCCCUCGCUCCACAAUUUGGCGGGACGUCUUUCAUACCCACCCUCGUUUGAGGUUCUCGGGUGUGUACAUUAGUACUGUCAAUUACUCGCGCCCUGGUGGCGCCUCGGCUACCGCCCACGUCUGGUCCAACCCGAUUCACAUUGUCACGUAUUACCGCUACCUGCGCUUCUUCCGCGACGGGACCUGCAUCUCGCUUCUCACGACCAACGAACCCAUUGACGUAGUUCCACAUCUGACCUGGGAGAACCUCAACCUCGUCCGGUCAAAGGGUGGUGCCAGCCUGCCAGCUACUGCCCUCCCACCACCACCUCCUGCCGGCGGAGCGACACAAAUGCCGCCUCCGUCAGCGCAGAACAUUAUGAAACACGCCCUCCGUGGUCGCUGGCGGUUAUGCCACCCGGCGCAUAUUUCACAAUCGGCUGGACCGGAUGGUGGGAGCGACCCCACCAACGCCUCAGCACUCGUGCCUGGCGACCUGCACAUCGAGACUGAAGGGGCUGGACCCCGGUACAUGUACACGAUGCACCUGUCGCUCAAGUCGACGAGCAGGAGUCGCACGGCACCCAAGAACACGAAGCUGGUGUGGAAGGGCUUCUGGUCGUACAACCAGCUGAGUAAUGAUUGGGCGGAGUUUGGGUUGCGGAACGAUAAGCCUUUUUACUUCAGUCGGGUGAAGAGGUAUGGACUGGGAGAUUGA